AUCAAAUCGAAGAAGAACACUAUUCGUAGGUGAAUGAGUAGUAAACAUGUCAAGAAACAGAAGAAUAACGUUAAUAUUUGGAGGAUUUAUAACGGCCAUUGCCGCUGCAUUUUAUCCUAUAUUUUUUCAUCCUCUCACGCACUCAGCUGACUACAAUCAAGUUCAGAGGGUAAACCGAGCAGGAAUCAAUCAGGCAGAUAUCCAACCAGUGGGUGUGAAGGUGUGGUCUGACCCCUACAAACCGACAGGGAAAUGAUCCUACUGAUUGGAUGCAGAGGACUAUUAUCCCGAAAAAAAAGAUGAAUGAAGAUUAAAUUGAACGUCAAGUCUGUGCGUAAUGUGUAUUUGAAUAAAAUACAGAGAAUCAGUGCAUUUGUAACUGCUUUCAUGUUUAUGGGUGCGUACUUUAUCCUAUGAAUAAAGUUUAAAGGCCUUGCCA
This is a messenger RNA of Hypomesus transpacificus, 439 nucleotides long. It is a transcript of the gene smim20, whose product is annotated as small integral membrane protein 20. Gene Ontology annotation, biological process: mitochondrial respiratory chain complex IV assembly. Gene Ontology annotation, cellular component: mitochondrial inner membrane. Bases 47 to 256 code for a protein of 69 amino acids. NCBI's taxonomy places the organism in Eukaryota, Metazoa, Chordata, Actinopteri, Osmeriformes, Osmeridae. The record is from RefSeq and is a predicted model, not a curated record. The transcript has 3 exons.